CUUUCACUAAGGGUUACUGUAGUCUGACGUGUCCUCUCCAAGGCCAAAAAAUUUGACAAUUGGCACUUCUUCUUACAUUCAAUGAUUUCUGCCCUUAAUCAAAGGACCACCUGUAAUUUCACUAAGAAUGUCUUCUAAUUCAGACACAGGGGAUUUACAAGAAUCUCUAAAGCAUGGAUUUACACCUAUUGGUGCUGGGCUUCCGGAAGGACACGGAUCCCCUACCCCCGCCCGCGGCCGCCUUGUCAUGCUGCCUAAAGUGGAGACGGAAGCCCUAGGACUGGCUCGAUCGCAUGGGGAACAGGGGCAGAUGCCGGAAAACAUGCAAGUGUCUCAGUUUAAAAUGGUGAAUUACUCCUAUGAUGAAGAUCUUGAAGAACUCUGUCCUGUGUGUGGAGAUAAAGUGUCUGGGUACCAUUAUGGGCUUCUCACCUGUGAAAGCUGCAAGGGAUUUUUUAAGCGAACAGUCCAAAAUAAUAAAAGGUACACAUGUAUAGAAAACCAGAACUGCCAAAUUGACAAAACACAGAGAAAGCGUUGCCCUUACUGUCGAUUUCAAAAAUGUCUAAGUGUUGGAAUGAAACUAGAAGCGGUCAGGGCCGACCGAAUGCGUGGAGGAAGGAAUAAGUUUGGGCCAAUGUACAAGAGAGACAGGGCCCUGAAGCAACAGAAAAAAGCCCUCAUCCGAGCCAAUGGACUUAAGCUAGAAGCCAUGUCUCAGGUGAUCCAGGCAAUGCCCUCGGACCUGACCAUCUCCUCCGCAAUCCAGAACAUGCAUUCUGCCUCCAAAGGCCUACCUCUGAACCAUGCUGCCUUGCCACCUACCGACUAUGACAGGAGUCCCUUUGUAACCUCCCCCAUUAGCAUGACAAUGCCACCUCAUGGCAGCCUGCAAGGUUACCAAACUUACGGCCACUUUCCUAGCCGGGCCAUUAAGUCUGAGUACCCAGACCCCUACACCAGCUCGCCCGAGUCAAUAAUGGGCUAUUCCUACAUGGAUACUUACCAGACAAGCUCCCCGGCAAGCAUCCCACAUCUGAUACUAGAACUUUUGAAGUGUGAGCCAGAUGAGCCUCAAGUGCAGGCCAAAAUCAUGGCCUAUUUGCAGCAAGAGCAAGCUAAUCGAAGCAAGCAUGAAAAGCUGAGCACGUUUGGCCUUAUGUGCAAAAUGGCCGAUCAAACCCUCUUCUCCAUUGUUGAGUGGGCCAGGAGUAGUAUCUUCUUCAGAGAACUUAAGGUCGAUGACCAAAUGAAACUGCUUCAGAACUGCUGGAGUGAACUCUUAAUUCUUGACCACAUUUAUCGACAAGUGGUACAUGGAAAAGAAGGAUCAAUCUUCUUGGUUACUGGGCAACAAGUAGACUACUCCAUAAUAGCAUCACAAGCCGGGGCCACCCUCAACAGCCUCAUGAGUCAUGCACAGGAGUUAGUGGCAAAGCUUCGUUCCCUACAGUUUGAUCAACGAGAGUUUGUGUGUCUGAAAUUCUUGGUGCUCUUUAGUUUAGAUGUCAAAAACCUUGAGAAUUUCCAGCUGGUAGAAGGUGUCCAGGAACAAGUAAAUGCCGCCCUGCUGGACUACACAAUGUGCAACUACCCGCAGCAAACCGAGAAAUUUGGGCAGCUCCUUCUCCGACUCCCGGAAAUCCGGGCCAUCAGCAUGCAGGCUGAAGAAUACCUCUACUACAAACACCUGAACGGGGACGUGCCAUAUAAUAACCUCCUGAUUGAAAUGUUGCAUGCGAAGAGAGCCUAAGUUACAAUCCCUAAGAGCUCUGCUUUCAAAACGAAAGGAGGUUGGGAGAGGGGGAGAAAGAAAAGAAAUGAAUCCUCUGAACUGCUCCAAGCAACACUAAUUAAAAACUUGGUUUAAAGAUAUUGAAUUUUAAAAGGCAUAAUAAUCCAAUACUUAAUAGCAAAUAAAUGAUGUAUCAGGGUAUUUGUAUUGCAAACUGUGAAUCAAAUGCUUUACAUCCCGAAAGGAUUCCACAUGAAAGACAUUGUAUUGGAGUGGAUUGAACUCACAGAUGGAUAGCAAAACCAUGAAUAAAAAGGGACGACAAUUCUUGUAUAUUUAGACUGAAGUCCGCUAUGAAGAAAUUUAGGAACUGAUCUGUGUUAUUAAUUAGGCUUAUACAGCGAGGGAUCUGGUCUCACAGAAUUCCUCCAUGGUAAAGCUGAAAUGAGAACAAUUCUCCAGAAUGCAUCAGCUGCACCUUCAGUGGCCCCUCCCUCUUCCUUUCAAGGACCCAGCACCUUCUGCCCUGUGAUCCUGGAAUCUGUUCUAAGGACCUGUGUUCAGCCACACCCAAUAGUAGCUCCACCAAAUCAUGAAAAGCCUCAUUUUGGAUGUUCGUAUCUUAAACCUGCAAACAGCUAAUAAGAACAGUCUAUUAAUACGUUAGCUUGCCAUUUUAAGUAUGUUCUGAAGUUUGUUGUCAUGUGUUCAUAAUGUUAAAAAACAAAAAAUAAAAGCAGGCAGUCUCCCUCUUCUGGUCUUGUAUAAGCAUUAGUUAAUAUUAAAGGAAAUGACUAAAAACUUUUAGAGAAAAUCCUCCAUAGCUAAAGCAAGUUAGACCUUAUUUCUGCUAUAAAUGUGGCUUUGGCAUUGCUGGGUUUCAUCAAAAUAUCUUGCCCAAAGGCUUGCUAGGAUACAUCAGUCUUUUAACCAUCAAUGUUUGUAGUUCAUUUAAAAAUAAAACAUUAAGCAUAUUUUGCUGGGAUGUCAAAUAGUCAGCAGUUCUAAGUAGUUCAGAACAAGAGUGAAGCAUAUUAAACUAUGCAAAAGGAAGAGAAAAGAUGAACUGAUUGAUUGACUCAAGUUUCAUUCUUGCUGCAAUUGAACAUGGAAUGGAAAGGAUGCUUUUCUACGUGUGGCCUGGAGAGAUAUUAAGGUAAUUGAAAUCUUCCCCAAAAGGGAAAGGAAGAGGGUGAUACUGAUCUUUCUAAGUCAUAGACCAAAGUCUGCUGUAGAACAAAUAUUAGAGGACAAACAAUUGCAAACAAACCUCUCCAGAUGACGAUAUCAGUAUUAUUAAUGUGUAAUGCCACAGGCAUGAAAGUCUUGCCUUAUUUCAUGAUUCUAAAAGGUAGCUGUGCAGAUGUGGAUUAACAUUUGUUUAAAAUAAAGUGUUAAUACUUUAAAGUCAAAUGAACAUAGUGUUUACAUUCUUUAGGUCCUGGGGUGGGGGGGAACUGUGAUAUUACAAAAUAGCAAAAGUAGUAAUUUCCUUAAUGUUAUUUUUCUGAUUGGUAAUUAUUUUUAACAGUACUUAAUUAUUGUAUGUCGUGAGACACUAAAAUCAAAAACGGGAAUCUCAUUUGGACUUUAAUUUUUUGAGAUUAUCGGCGGCACAAUCACUUGUAGAAACUGUAAAAAAAUGUAUUUCCUGAUCCCUUAAUUUUUUCAUAAAUGUUUCUGGCUUUUGAAUAGUUUAUUUAUAUUGUAUAUCAUAGUUUCAAGUGUAGACAAUUAUGAUGCUAAUUUAUUGUUCCUUGGUUUCACCUUUGUAUAAGAUAUCGCCAAAACUGAAGAAACCAAAUAUAUGUGUUUACUGUAGCAUGUCUUCAAGUUAGUGGAACAUAGUUCAGGGACAUAGAAGGGUCUUAAUGAAUUAAAAUCAUUCACUUGAUUAAAUGUCUGUAAAUCUUCCUAAUUCCUACUGUAGUUUAUUUAAUAUCUGUUGUAAAUUAUGUGACUUGUAGUUUCCUGUUUUCAAGUAAAUUUAACAAGGUGGAGUCUUACCUGGUUUUCCUUUCCAAACAUUGUAAGUUGUAUACCAAAGAUAUUAGUUAUUACUUCUGUGUGUACAAAGAGGAUUAUUUUAUUACUUUUAUUAAUCACCUCUAAUACGCAUCCACGUGAAGGGUACACAUUUGCCAAGCUGUGCAUCGACAGCUCCUCAUGCAGUGUUUCAAUCAUCUGUUGUUUAUCUUCAUGGCUCAAAUGACAAUAAAAAAAAUCGCUGACUAGAAUGUCAUAUUCAAAGUAGGAAAUAGAAUGGCUGCAUCACUGCUUUCCCCAGUUAAAAACCAAGUUGGCUAGAAGCCAGGUGGAGAGGAAUGGUGUCCCAACAGUUCACGGAACAGUUCUGUCAUGCAGGCAUAACAUGCAUGGAGAUGACGAUAUCAUAUCAAGGGUGUAGUUAGUUCAAGGGUGUUUAACAUUGCAGAAAACAUUUUUAAAAUCCGUAUUUUCUUAUUUUAAAUAUACAAUAUUCCCCCACUGAAUAAGAAACCUAAAAAAUGUCAAAUAGCAGUAUGUAAACACAGUUAGAAAGAGGGACAACACAGAGAUACGUCCACACUGCUGGUAACAUCAAGGAUGAAAGUUGAUAAGCAAGAAAGGACCACAGACCCUGGCUGUGGCCCCUGCAAAGUUGGCAAAUGAAAUUUCUCUAGUGUUAAUUGUUAACCAGUUGGUAACUAGACAUUUACUUAACAACUGCCUUAUCAAUUACAGGACUUAUUAGUACAAGAAGACUCAAAUUGAAAGGUUUUGGCUUAGCCUGGUUUAUUAUAGCUGGUCUAUGUUUGUAAACAGACAAUCUGUAAUGUCUGGAUAUUUGUAUUGCAGACCUGCAGCUGCCUUGGAUUUGAAUCCAUGCCACGUUUAGAGUGUGAAGUCGGUUACUUGUUGACGUUUCCUUACUGUAUCAGUGAAAUACAUAUUGUCAGUCCUUGCCAGGAAUUUCUCAACACAGUGGAAUUUUUUUUCAGUAUUUCAAUAAAUAUUGAUAUGCCCAGCCU
Messenger RNA from Choloepus didactylus (southern two-toed sloth), 4746 nucleotides. It is a transcript of the gene NR5A2, whose product is annotated as nuclear receptor subfamily 5 group A member 2. Gene Ontology annotation, cellular component: RNA polymerase II transcription regulator complex. The record is from RefSeq and is a predicted model, not a curated record. Gene Ontology annotation, molecular function: zinc ion binding; RNA polymerase II cis-regulatory region sequence-specific DNA binding; nuclear receptor activity. The transcript is spliced from 8 exons. Gene Ontology annotation, biological process: tissue development; hormone-mediated signaling pathway; regulation of transcription by RNA polymerase II. The coding region runs from base 128 to 1753 and encodes 541 amino acids. Lineage: Eukaryota; Metazoa; Chordata; Mammalia; Pilosa; Megalonychidae.